UAAAACCUUUAUUUCUCUUCUCUCUUUCUAUUUAAUUCAUCAUCAAAAUUAUUGAGUUCAAAUAAAGCUUCCAAUCAAAAUCAAUACCACCAUAGAUUUCGGUUUCUGGUUUUCAGAUUUCAGAUUCUUCUUCUUCUUUGAGAAAUCGCAACAAUAUCAAUGGCUGCUGCUGCUACUGCUGGGAUUAUCGGUGUUAAUAAUAAUAGAUCUUGGAUUCAGUUCAAGGAUAAUGAUAAGAAAAGGUCUCCUGCGAACAGAGUUAGGGUUUGUCGAGCUUCUUAUUCGACGUCUUCAUCUGUAAUGGAUCCGUACAAGACUCUUCGGAUCCAACCUGGUGCUUCUGAAUCUGAGGUCAGGAAGGCUUUCAGGCAACUCGCUUUACAGUAUCAUCCAGAUGUGUGUAGAGGAAACAAUUGUGGAGUACAAUUUUCGAGAAUCAACGAAGCUUACGAUAUUGUAAUGAGUAAUCUGAGAGAAGAGACAACAAGUAGAGAUAUAUAUGAAUCGUACGAUCAAGGAAUCGAUGAACCGAUGAGAGGAUUAAACGAUGAUUGGGAUAUGUGGGAAGAAUGGAUGGGUUGGGAAGGAGCUGGAAUUAGAGACUACACUUCUCAUAUUAAUCCUUACAUUUAAAAAAAUAUAUAUUAAUUAAAAAAAAAAUCCCAAUUAGGAAAAAAAAAUAGAAAAAAAUACUGUGAAUUUGUGAAUAUACCAUAUUAUGUGAAUAUUAGUAUUAAUAAUAAUAAUUAUUAUUAUAAUCCGAUUUAAGAAUAUUAUUAUUAUUACUAAAUCAAAAUUGUGUACAUACAGUUGGUGCUGAGUUUAUUGGCUCGGCCCAGAUAAUUGAAAAAGUACACCAAUUUCUCUUUUUAUCUCAAAAUUAAUAAUAUUUCGUUUAAUACAAUAAUGAUUUACUGUACAUGAAUGGAUGUUGUAUUUAUCGCAAUAAAGUAUAAUUUGUGAUUGUUUUUU
Messenger RNA from Cannabis sativa, 972 nucleotides. RefSeq names its product chaperone protein dnaJ 8, chloroplastic. NCBI's taxonomy places the organism in Eukaryota, Viridiplantae, Streptophyta, Magnoliopsida, Rosales, Cannabaceae. The record is from RefSeq and is a predicted model, not a curated record. Bases 160 to 633 code for a protein of 157 amino acids. The transcript is spliced from 3 exons.